AGUUGACAUUGUGGUAAAAACUAUUCGAUUGUCCUUAAUUUUGUAAUUCAAAUUAAUUUUGGAAUCAAUCCAUUUAAAUUGAAUGAAGAUAUUGAAAGAGUUAUAUAUCAAAAAACAGUAGAACAAAGGAAUAUAGUAUUUAAACUGUCCCUUAAGAUAUUCUCAGUUUUAUUAUCGUUUUCUAAAUAAUUCCUAUUUGUCUUUAAAAAAUGCCUAACCAUUUAAUUUUUUGCAUUUAGGGUUGCCAGUAACCCGGGUAAAAUUAGAACGUCAAAAAUUUUGAAGUUGGAAGAGAAUGUACAUACCUGAUUGAAAAUAUUUUAUUUGUUUAUAUGCUUAAAAUUGUGUACGUUUAUAAUCAUAAUUAUGGAAUAUUCGGCAGAUAAUUUGGAAAAAGCUGUUACUUUAUUUUAUCGAACAGAAGCAGUCCAACAAGCAGAAGCACAUCAGUGGUUAACAGAAGCUCAAAAUUCUCCUCUGGCCUGGAGUUUUGUCUGGGAACUUCUUAAUCCACAUAGAAGCCCAGAAGUACAAUUUUUUGCUGCUACAACACUUCAUACAAAAUUAAUGAAGCACUGGAAUGAAAUUCCUGAAGAUCACUAUGAGAUAUUAAAAAAAAGAAUUUUAGAUUAUAUAAUUAGUUAUGCAAAUGGUCCUAAAAUUGUUUUGAAUCGCCUCUGUAUUGCAUUAUCAGCUUAUAUCAUUCAUACAGUUCCAAAUCACUGGCCCGAAGCAUUUGAAGAACUAGUUUCUAGCUUUCAACCACAAUAUUUACCAAAUGUCGAACCAGAAAGGGUCAUUUGGAUUCUUUUAGAAAUACUAACUGUGAUACCCGAAGAGUUUCAAAGAACCACUUUAGCUUUAAAUCAAAGAAAUAGCGUGAGAAAUGUUCUUCAAAAAGUUUCAAAGGAUAUAAUGAAAGUUGUAGAAAUGUGCUUGAUGCCUAUACCAGAAGCUGGCUUUAAUAUGGGAAACUUAACAACCUACCUAAAUGCAUCUAGAUGUGCUUCAGCAUGGAUACAGUUAGGUGGAGUGUACAUUCUCGAUUGUACAUCCAUUAACAAUCUAUUAAUAGAUCUUACAUGUUUCGUAUACUGGAAUAAAUCUGAUCCAGAAGGAUUGUCUUGUGAUGAAAUGGAUCUAAUUGAAAUAACUGUAGAAGCGUUAACAGCAGUUUUCCAGUUGUCACAUGCCCAUCAAUACAAAUCAUAUGUAUUUAAGUAUGCAGCUCAAAUCCUUCCUAAAUUUGACAAAAUCUUGGAUGUUGAAAGGAAUCAACAAGAUAUGAAUAAAGAUGUUGUGGCAACAUUGUAUGGCUUAGUAAUUACAAUGGGAGAUGCACAUUCAAGAAUAUUUAUUGAUAAUUUGAAAUCUGAAAAUCCAGAGUGCCGACAAGUUAGUUUUGAUUUAUUAAAUUUUGUGUUGAAAUGUUCAAAUUUGCCAGGAUUUUAUCCUAUAGAUGAGUCUAGCAGUACUCUCACUUUUGGAUUUUGGUACACAUUACAGGAAGAUAUAUUAUCUUUAGACACUCCCGAAUGUGCUUCUUUAAUGCUUAUGAUAAAACCAUAUUAUAGAGAUUUGGUCUGUAUAAUGUUAAGAAAAUCGAUGUUUCCUUUAGUUGAAGAUAGUAACUGGACUCUAGAAGAUAAAGAAAUGUUCCGUUGUUAUAGGCAAGAUAUAGCAGAUACUUUUAUGUAUUGUUAUGUUGUCCUCAAUUUGGAAAUGCUAGAUAUUUUAAUGACAAAACUCAAUGAGGCUUUGCGAAUUGACAACUCUAGUGUAGCAAUACAAUGGAAUGAGGUAGAGACAGUACUUCAUGCUUUUGGAGCUGUAGCUGAAAGUAUCGAAUAUGAAAAUUUGUAUUUACCGAAAUUAAUGUCUACAAUAAAAGAUAUUCCUUUCAAGAAUUUACACGUCAGGGUAAUGGCAACUGCAUUGGAUACUGUGGGUGCUUUUUCCGAAUGGUUCAUGGACCAUCCGGAUUUAUUGGAAAACAUUUUCCCGUUAAUAUUAUCGGGGCUGAAUAAUCCAGAAGUGUCAACUAAUGCUACAAUGGCAUUGAAAGACUUUACACAAAAUUGUCAAAAGUAUUUAGCGCCAUAUGCAGACCACAUUCUUCUAACAUCGCAGGUCGUUUUACAAAUUGGUAGUCUAAAACUUGCUGAACGUAAAAGACUGAUGUAUAGUAUAGGAAGAGUAUUAAGUACAUUAUCUGUCGAUAGAAUAAUGUUUUACCUAAACAUGAUAUUAGAAUCUUCUUUCGAAGAUCUACAAAAAUGUAGUGAAGCCCAACCAAGCCCAGCAGUAAGUAAUUCUCUGGUGACACGAUUAAAACUUAUAUCAGCUCUGUUCAGUUCUUUACAUAUUGAAGAUGGCGAAAAGAAAGUUGAACAGCCUGUAUUGGUUGUAAUGCAGAAGAUGAUGCCACUUUUUAGGACAAUAGGCGAGAAAUACUGUCGAAAUGUUGAAGUCAUGGAGGAUUUAAGUAUAGUAUUCAAAUACGGAGUAUCAACUCUCAAAGAUGACUGUAAACCUUUAAUAAAUGAUAUUCUUCAACUGAUAGUAACUAUUUAUAGAGAAUGUCCCCAACCUAAUGUUUUAAUUGUAGCAAAAACAGUUUUGAUACUUUUUGGAAAAGAAGACGAUUGCUGUACAUUAAAUCAACAACUUCUUUUUGAACUAAGUAACACUACAAUGCAAAUGUGUGCCCAGUUCAACGCUACUAACCAACUUUCCGAUAAAUCAGAUGUUUUAGACGCUUAUUUCGCAAUGUUAGCAGCUCUAGCUAAAAAAGUACCCCUCCUUAUCACUUCUUGUGGAAUUGAUAUUGCCGCCCUAUUCCAAUGUGCAAUUUUAUGUCUAGUAUUACCAGAAAUUCAGGCGUUGAAACAAAUCUCUAGUUUUUUAGUACAAUUUAUCACACAAAGUAGAGAGACGUCUUUGGCUCAAGUGAUACAAGCCUAUGGAGAAAGUUUAGUUUUAAGGAUAUUAAUGAAUUUAGGAACGACAGCUCCCAGAUCUUCGGUAGACAUUUUUAGUGAUAUUUUAUUAGCUUUGAAUAAAAAAUACUGUGAUAACUUGAGUAGGUGGUUGAACGCCCUUUUGUCCCAAGAAGGAUUUCCGUCUGCUAAAAUUAGCGCACCUCAAAAAGAUGCAUUUAUUAAAUCAAUACUAAGGGAGAAAACUAGUAAAAGGAAAGUGCGAGAUACAGUAUUAGAAUUCACUCUAAUUUGUAAAGGAAUACUCAAACCUGAAUAAAUUUAUAAAUAUAUAUAGGCUUUUACUUCCAAUGGUAUCAGAAUUCCAUCGUCAUCAUCCAUAUAACCAUAGUAAUCUGCAUCAAUAUCUUUCAUUAGUUCUGCUCUACUUUUCCUUGGAGGAGGUGGAGGUUCCUGCUCAAAAAGUUCUCGAACUCCUUAAAAUAUUAGCAUAAGUUAAAAAUUUCAAUUAUAUAUUUCAAACUAUAUUGAUAAUUUCUCACUAUUUAUGAUAUUGCUGAAAUUUUGUAAUUGCCCUAUUUUUUUAUGUUUAAAAGUUUCAGUUGAUUCGUUACCAUAGUUUAAGUUGUAUAGACUGUCAAUGAUUAUGAAAUAACUCUAAAAGUUCGAUAUUUCUAACUAAUUUUAUUUGAUAUGAAUUAUGUAUAUAUACAUACUAUAAAUUCAAACUUUAGAAAGGCAAAUUUGUAAUUAAAGAUAUUUUUCGUUUUUUCCUUUGUUCAUAACGUUUUUAUGUUUGACGGUAGCUUAUAGCUUAAUAUUGUAUUAUUAAGUUUCUGAAUUUUGGAAAAGUAUAUAUUUUUAGUGAAUAAAACAUUAUUAGAAACACAUAA
Diorhabda carinulata is the source of this 3832-nucleotide messenger RNA. It is a transcript of the gene cdm, whose product is annotated as importin-13. Gene Ontology annotation, molecular function: small GTPase binding. Gene Ontology annotation, cellular component: cytoplasm; nuclear membrane. NCBI's taxonomy places the organism in Eukaryota, Metazoa, Arthropoda, Insecta, Coleoptera, Chrysomelidae. The record is from RefSeq and is a predicted model, not a curated record. The transcript is spliced from 18 exons. Gene Ontology annotation, biological process: protein import into nucleus. The coding region runs from base 367 to 3258 and encodes 963 amino acids.